GUUUUUUUGUUCAUGCAAAGAAUUAAGGUGACUAUCAAGUGAGGACAGCACAUAUCUUUUAUGUUUACAUAAAUUUGCAUUUAUUAUUAUUAUUAUUUUUAUCAUCAUAAUCAUAAAAACAGCCAAUCUUAUCUUAAAUUUUUAAAACCAUACACUGGAAAAGCGCGACAUUUACUCAAGUUAUUCACAUCCAACGCUUGUCUCUAAAUUGACAAUAUUUAUCAAAAAGUUCUAUUCAAAUGCUGACGACCAGAUUGCUUACUGAAGAAGAAAAAUUCCCUAGCAAUAAACAUUAUGAAGGAAAAUUGUAUCAAAUUAAGAAACGCUUUCAAAUUAUGCCUCAUCUUCAAGUUAUCUGUAAUAGCAGAAAUUUUUGGAAGAAACUUUCAGCUCAACUUUUCUAUUUAACUAGCCUUUACUCACUUGUUUGUAUUGUUUUUGCCGCUUACAUGUACAUAUUAUUUUACUUUACAAUAUUAGCUGAUUAUCCAAAACUUACUGGAUUACAGAAUCAAUUAAAAAUGAAUCCAGGUCUGUCAAUGGUACCAAAUCCAAGUGUUCUGACAAGUUUGAUAAAUUUUCGUACUUCUAAUCCAGUCUCCUAUUCAUCUAUGAUGGAUGAAAUGACUGCAUUUUUAUCUUAUUAUCAAUAUAAUUUAGUCGGUGGUAUGUUUGCAUCAUGUGAAGAUAGUCCAACACUACUAAAUCCUCGUCGUCCGUGUCGAUUUAAUCUCGAUGCUAGUGGUCCAUGUAAUCUGAAAAAUGGUUAUGGUUAUUAUGAAGGUAAACCGUGUUUUGCUAUUAAAUUGAACCGGAUCUACGGUUGGCUACCAGACCCAUUGGUGAAUAAAACUGGUGUUCUGUUGAAAUGUGAAGGAUUAACUGAAACAGAUUCAGCCUAUUUAGGCAAAGUAUGCUAUUAUGACAGUGAAUCAUUGAAACGACAUCAUGCAUUAAACACGAAUGAUGAUUGGUGUGAUAAAGAUUUUGGUAUCUUUGAUCCAAUGUUCUAUCCUUACUUAAAUCAAGGCGGUUAUCAAUCCCCGUUAGUAUUUGUACAUUUUUAUAAUCCAAAACGACACGUGAUUAUUUGGGUAAAAUGUUAUACACUAGCAAAAAAUAUUAAAGUUAAUGAAAAUUUAAAUGAAGGUUCUAUUGUGUUUCAAAUACUUGUUGAUUGAAUAGCAUCAACUUGUUACAGGAUUUUUUUUUUGUGCUUUUGGUCCUUAAAAAGAAGUUUCAUUUCAUACAGAAUAACAUUUCCUGUUUUGAAAUGUAUCAUUUCAUGUCUAUCGUGUUGAAAAAUGAAGAAAAAGAAUAACAAAGAAUGUGGAAUUACACACUUAUAAAAAAAAGAACUGGAAACAGUGUCUUAUGUAAAUGUUUUAAGCUAUAUCUUUUUUUUUAAAAUGCCUAGUGAAUAUUAAUUUUUAGCAUAAUUUUAAUUUAACGGUG
Molecule: messenger RNA, 1455 nt
Organism: Trichobilharzia regenti
Lineage: Eukaryota; Metazoa; Platyhelminthes; Trematoda; Strigeidida; Schistosomatidae
Source: the annotation of a GenBank genome assembly